CGCAGCGGGAGCCCGUGCAGGGCGGGCGCGGGGCGGCGGCGGCGGCCGUCCAUGCGGCGUGCUCGGGGCUGCCCGGCGCCGGGAAGCACGCGGGGGCGAGGCGAGGCGGCCGCCGGCCGAUCCGGGACGCGGACCGCCAGGACUGAAAACAAAGGUAAACCACAUCAGUGUUAAUGACCAUGAAAAUGAUGCAAUUCGUAUUGAAAUCCUUAACUCAUCUGUGCUGAUUACCAAUUCCUCCAGGAUUGUGUGGCCGUCACAACAGUGUAAUUGGAGAACAUUUUUGUCACCCCCGGAGGAAACCUCGUACCUCCCGUUAGCCCCUCCCCACCUUCCUGACCCCGGCAACCACUAAGGAGCUGGACACCACUCCCAUCUGCGGAAAAUUGGUAACAUCUUAGAGGAGCCCUUGCUUCUUCCCGGACGCCCAGCAUCAUGGUUUCUCAUUUCAUGGGGUCUCUCAGCGUCCUGGGUUCCCUCCUGCUGCUUGGACUCCAGCUCGUCUGCUCACAGCCCUCCAAUGAACACAGAAAGGUCCCCCAGCGGAUGGCGGCGGCCCAGGGCGUCCCCGAGGACGGCGGCGGCGGCGCCCCGGGCGUGUGGGGCGCCUGGGGGCCCUGGUCCGCCUGCUCGCGCAGCUGCAGCGGCGGCGUGAUGGAGCAGACGCGGCCCUGCCUGCCCGGCUCGUACCGCGCGCGCGGCGCCCUGCGGCCCCGAGCGCCCCCGCGCGCCUUCGCGGGCCACGUGGUGUCGGCCGUGCGCACGUCGGUGCCGCUGCACCGGAGCCGCGACCGCGAGGAGCCGCACGCGCCCGCCGGCCCCGACGCCAGCCGCCAGGGCCCGGGGCCGCGCGGCAGCCGGCACCCGCAGGCGCGGGGCCGCGACCCCACGGCGGAAAGCAGGAGCAGGACCCGUGGUCCCAUCGGCCCUGGCAAGUAUGGCUACGGGAAGGCCCCGUACAUCUUACCACUGCAGACGGACUCCGCACACUUGCCGCAGAGGCUUCGGAGGCAGAGGCCCCCGUCCCGGCAUUCCAGGGCCCAGGUGGCAUCCGGUCCUAGCCACGGCUACGGCCCGCCCGCCCACCGGGCUCCCCAGCAAGGGCCUCUGUACCAGAGUGACGGUGGCCCUCGUUCUGGACUGCAGACCUCCGAGGCCUCCCUCUACCAGCGGCCCUUGACCCACGACCAAGGCUUUCCCGCAGCUUCCAGUCUCUUCCAGGGCCCGGAACCCAGCAGCAACCACGGCAUGGGGGCCCCCAGGGCAGCUCAGAGCUUCUCGCAGCCCGCCCGGUCCGCAGCCAUCUCCUGCGUUGGAGCCUAUCGGCAGUACAAGCUAUGCAACACCAACGUGUGUCCAGAAAGCAGUAGAAGCAUCCGGGAGGUCCAGUGCGCAUCCUACAACAACAAGCCGUUCAUGGGCCGCUUCUAUGAAUGGGAACCAUUUGCAGAAGUAAAGGGCAACCGGAAGUGUGAGUUGAACUGCCAGGCAAUGGGCUACCGCUUCUAUGUCCGGCAAGCUGAGAAGGUCAUUGAUGGUACCCCCUGUGACCAGAAUGGCACGGCCAUCUGCGUGUCUGGGCAGUGCAAGAGCAUUGGCUGUGACGACUACCUGGGCUCGGACAAAGUGGUGGACAAGUGCGGGGUGUGCGGAGGCGACAACACGGGCUGUCAGGUUGUGUCAGGCGUGUUCAAGCACGCCCUCACCAGCCUGGGCUACCACCGAGUGGUCGAGAUUCCCCAAGGAGCCACCAAAAUCAACAUCACCGAGAUGCACAAGAGCAACAACUAUUUGGCUUUGCGAAGUCGUUCUGGCCGCUCCAUCAUCAACGGGAACUGGGCAAUUGACCGGCCUGGAAAAUACGAGGGCGGAGGGACCAUGUUCACCUACAAGCGUCCAAAUGAGAUUUCGAGCACCGCUGGAGAAUCCUUUUUGGCUGAAGGCCCCACGAAUGAGAUCUUGGAUGUCUAUAUGAUACACCAGCAGCCCAACCCAGGAGUCCACUAUGAGUACGUCAUCAUGGGGACCAACGCCAUCAGCCCACAGGUGCCUCCUCACAGGAGACCAGGGGAGCCCUUCAAUGGCCAGCUGGGAACAGAUGGGAGGAGCCAGGAGGAGGGAGAAGAGAAAGAAGAGGCCGAGGAGAAGGAAGAUGUGCACGGUGGGGCCCCCGAAGUAUUCACCUCGGAAUCGGCACAGACCUUCCCAGUCAGGCAUCCGGAUGGAUUUUCUUCCCAUCGACCAGACAACGUGGUGCCGGCAGCCCCGCAGCCCCCGCGGCGAAGCCGGGACCACAACUGGAAGCAGCUGGGGACCACAGAAUGCUCCACAAGUUGUGGGAAAGGAUCGCAGUUCCCUAUUUUUCGCUGUGUGCACCGAAACACCCAUGAAGAGGUGCCCGAGAGCUACUGCGACUCCAGUAUGAAGCCCACCCCCGAGGAGGAGCCCUGCAACCUCUUCCCUUGCCCAGCCUUCUGGGACAUCGGAGAGUGGUCCGAGUGCAGCAAAACGUGCGGCCUGGGCAUGCAGCACCGUCAGGUCCUGUGCCGCCAGGUGUACGCCAACCGCAGCCUGACGGUGCAGCCCUUCCGCUGCCGGCACCUGGAGAAGCCCGAGACCACCAGCACCUGCCAGCUCAAGAUCUGCAGCGAGUGGCAGAUCCGCACAGACUGGACCUCGUGCUCAGUGCCCUGCGGGGUGGGACAGAGGACCCGAGACGUGAAGUGUGUGAGCAACAUCGGGGACGUGGUCGACGAUGAAGAAUGCAACAUGAAGCUCCGGCCGAACGACAUUGAGAACUGCGACAUGGGGCCCUGUGCCAAGAGCUGGUUCCUCACCGAGUGGAGUGAAAGGUGCUCAGCAGAGUGUGGGGCUGGAGUGCGGACACGCUCGGUGGUGUGCAUGACCAACCACAUCAGCAGCCUGCCGCUGGAGGGCUGUGGGAACAACCGGCCCGCGGAGGCCACCCCGUGUGACAAUGGGCCCUGCACGGGCAAGGUGGAGUGGUUUGCAGGGAGCUGGAGUCAGUGUUCCAUCGAGUGUGGGAGUGGGACGCAACAGAGGGAGGUGAUUUGUGUUAGGAAGAAUGCAGACACCUUUGAAGUGCUGGACCCCUAUGAAUGUUCCUUCCUGGAGAGACCCCCCAGCCAGCAAGCAUGCCACCUCAAGCCUUGCGGGGCCAAAUGGUUUAACACAGAAUGGAGCAUGUGUUCCAAGAGCUGCCAGGGCGGCUUCCGGGUCCGCGAAGUGCGCUGCCUGUCAGAUGACAUGACCCUAAGCAAUCUCUGUGACCCUCAGUUGAAACCAGAAGAGAAAGAAUCUUGUAACCCUCAGGACUGUGUCCCUGAAGUUGAUGAAAACUGCAAGGACAGGUACUACAACUGCAACGUGGUGGUGCAGGCGCGACUCUGCGUCUACAAUUACUACAAGACCGCCUGCUGCGCGUCCUGCACUCGCGGGGCCAGCAGGCACGCGGGCUUCCUGGGCAGCAGAUAACACCCCCGCGCCGCAGCAGGAGGGCAGGUCCGGGAGGCGGGGAGCAGGGGGGCUGGCCGGCCGCUGCUCCGCCGGGGGCUCCCCCCUCCCCCCUCCCCCCGUGCUGCCAGCCGGCGUAGUCACCACCCCCGCCUUCGGGGAAGCGUCCCCGUGGUGCCCCGGAGCCAAGCCACGUCGUCCUUUAGCAUCGCCAUAAACCCAUGAUCCCUCCUUGGGAGCCCUGGCGCCUGGUGAGGUGCUCUCUGAAAGCCAAGCGGUGGGGAGGGGGGUGCUCGUAGCUCUCCGUCAGCUCCCGUGCUAGCACUUUCUAAGUCAGCGAGUCGGGCCCUCAUGCGCGGCUGCCUUGUCCAUGGUGCUUCUGGCCUUUUCAAUACCGGGGUCCCUCGGAGAGUCGGAAGAGGUGGCUCCCACCCCAGAGCCCCACUAAGCCUUGCUGAGACACCUGCUUCCCACUGUUGUCUCAGCCCGUGGUGCCUAUUUGCAUACACUCAAAGACAUGAGGCUUUUUCCUGCCUCGUGACACAAGUAUCUCCUGUCAAAGAGGGCGUGAUUAUUUCGCAGGUGUAUUCACAGAUACUAGAUCAGUGGCGGCGCACAAAGUCCCGGAAUGGGAGGCAGGGACUGAAUCAUUAUCCCCAUUUUACUGACAAGGCAACUGAGACUCAACUUAAGGAAUUGACCUGCCGGGUAUAUUCACCUGUUCGGUGGCAGAGUUGAGUCCGACCACACAGCUCGCCUGCCUGGAAGCCUUAGGUCUACAAGAUGCAGCUUCAUUUCAGACCAAGCGACUGAGAAAUUUCCCACUCAGCAAUCAAAGCCCAGCUCUAGAAGUCUUUCCUCUGGCCAGAGGUCAAGACAGCAUCCGCGGCACUCAGUUGUUUCCCACAUCUCUUUCUGUUUAUCUCUUCCCCGACAAGGUCCCAGAUCCUGGUUACAGGACUCUGUGCAGGUUUUGUUAAACCCCAUCCUUAAUGGAAUUACCCCUGACACAAGGAAGCCACUGGGGUAGCAAGGUGAUGCCUGAAAUUCUGAUUCCGUUCCCAAGGGGAUAUGUGCCCCCCAGGGAACUGCACACCAGGAGUUCUCCAGCCAUGGUGCCUCUCGAGUCUGUGCCCUGGGCUCUCCCACGUCCGUAGCCACCUACCCUGGGCUGGUCACCACACCUCACCCGGUGGAAUGUCUAACCAACCGGUCUCAGCAUAAAACCUGUGUUUAUAUUAGAAAGAGUCUUCCUUUGGUUUUUCCAGUAUGAUUUAUGGAUUUGUUUGUGAUUUCUCAUCCCUCCCUCCCACUACGACUCACAACCUAUAUCCCACCAUCCCAGACUCGAGCACUAAGAUCUGCAUUCAUGCCACUAGCCAGGGAGAGAGAGAGAGGGGCCAUGGGCUCCUUCAGUGACAGCCACAGCGGCUGGGUCGUCCCCAGUGCCCUUCACCUAACUCUGCAUUUCCAGAGGCCUCAGGCUGCAAGGGGGAUGCAGUGCGUAUUGAAAGGUAAACGAUCUGAGAAGUCAAUUAAAAUGAAAGAAUAUGUGUGUGCGUGUGUGUAUACACACGCACGCACACACAUAUAUAUACAGACAGUUGACCCCUGAGCAAUGUGGGGGUUCAGGGUGCCAACCACCCCCUGCAGAGUUGAAAAUCCAUGUAUAACUUUUGAUUCCCCAAAAAGGUCCUAACAGCCUGCUAUUGACUGGAAGCCUUACCAAGGACAUAAUCAAUCAACACAUAUUUUUAUAUAUCAUAUGCAUUAUAUACUAUAUUCUUACAAUAAAGUAAGCUAGAGAAAAGAAAAUGUCAUUAAGAAAAUCACAAGGAAAAGAAAAUACAUUUACAGUGCAAGAAAAAAAAAUCUCUGUAUAAGUGGACCCAUGCAGUUCAAACCCACGUCGUUCAAUUUGAUGAUCACUUGAAGCUUUUGGAAGGAGUAGCUCCAGCCCGAUCUGACCCGCUGUGUUCGGUCCUCGCUACCCUUGGGCUUUCAGAAAUUCUAUCUGGCCUUUCCAUGGGUGCUCUUGAAGCUGGAGAGCUAGGUUCUUGUCUCACGGAGUCGAAGAAUGAAUCUCUCAGACAAAGGGGAAUGAGUAAAGCGAUAGAGUUCUAUUAAGCAAGGAUACAGAUAAAGCUCUGUGAGUGAGAGGGGUCCCGCCAGGGUUGUCAACGUGGGCCUCCACUGACAGUCUUUUGUUUAAAACUGACCAGGGAGCUUGUGGCCUUAUCAUUCUUGAGACGUCUUGGUUUGCGUAAGGACUUAGUGAUAACAUCUUUAAUGGCUUACUUCUUGUUUAGGGUCUGGUUAUUCUUCGUUGGUCACAGGUGACUGUCAUAAAAAAAGAGCCCCCACCCCCACCCCGGACACCCAGGGCAGGGCAGUCUGGUGUGUUCCCUUAUCUCUGGUUUCCUUACACCUCUGCAUUUUGGGGAUUUCUGUGAGCCUGAUUCCGUAGCCCACUACCUAUCUCUCCCUACCUAGCUCCUCCUGUCCCUUACUCGUUCUUCUCUUCUUGGAGAGCCCAGCCACCAUUCUGCAAAAGUACAGCCAUCUCUACUUCUUUGUACACAGGGUCACUUGUGCAAUAUGGCAGCCGGCAGAGACCCGCAUUCCCAUGCCCACCAAGCAAAAAAAAAAAGACCAGAGAAGCCAAACGGCUGGUUUCUGCCCUGUGCCCUCUCCCUCUCACCACCUACUUUUGCUUUUUGUCACAAUAGAAGCGUUGCCACAUUUGAAGGAUUCCUUGGAGGAAGCUUUCUUUACGUGCUAGAGGGGGGACGAAGAUCAGUGGGUGGGAGAGCAGAGAAACACAAAUUUCAGCUCACACUGAGGGAAAACCUUCAAGCCAUCCAGCCUGCCCAGUAGAGGUCUGGGCCACCCUUCCUGGGUGACGCUCUGUCCUAAAGGGGGUUUCUUCAUCAAGCAGGAGGUGAACAUCCUAGGUCCUUCCAACUCGGGUUUCUCAUGACUGGCUGGCUCAAUACUGGCUUGGCCUCUUUGACAUCUCUUUGGUGUCCUGUGGCCCCCAAAUAUUACCUAACAGUUGUUUAAAAAGGACAGGGAUCUUCCCAUGAGAAUGGCCAUCCUGCCAAUGGCAGAACUGAAUCAGAGCAAAAGGGCUAGUGCCGCGUCUUUAGUGGGGAAAAGUACCCAAACUAAGGGUCUUUUUUCUCUUCCAACAAAUAGUUGAGCUGUUCUUGGAAUCCAUUCAUCUCUGGAAAGGUUAUAAAUUACUAGGACAGGUGUUUUAAUGACUUAUUUGUCUUCAAAAUCCAGUUUUUGCUAAUUUCCUGGUUUCUUAUGCCAACAUCUAAAUGCCUUUGUCCUUCACACAACACUUCUGAGAAGGUCCCUCAGUGUUUCCAGUGAUAAAGUUCCUGGAGAGGGUUGGAGGAAAGCUCACCUUCUGACAACUCUCUCCACAGAGAUGCCUCUUUCUCCCUUCCUUGGCACCCCCUUAUCUCACCCUUUCUUUGUCAUGAUCUGCCACCUCCUUCUCAGCCCCCCUCCAUGUUCCCUUAACAGGCCACUUGCAGAGUUGAAAGUUACAUUUUAAUGCUGUUUUUCUUUUUUCUGUGUCCUGGAUUGCCUCAUUGCCUGCUCUGGGUUUAAAAAUUAGAUGAACUGAAGGUGUUACCUGUUUUUUCAGAAAAGUCAACAAAGCUCCAACAGAAAGAGCUGGCUGUUCUACUUUCGCUUAUUGGAAAAAGAAAGUGUGCCCCUUGCAGCCCAGGCAAAGGUCAUUCAGUGCGCUCCAGCCUCCCACCCUCGCUGGGACUCGCAUAUUCCCCCAGAGGAAGGGAAUAGCCUAAGACACAGUAAAGAAAGCUUGUAACCCUGGCCACUAGAUGGAGCCGGGAGUCCUCUGAGUACAUUAACGGUGCAUCUGCAGGCAGAGAGAAAUCCAGAUAAUACUAGUACCUUCUUAAACCUUCUUGGUUCUCUCUCGUGUUUAAGACAGCCAUUUUAGAAUUUGCAUAUUGAUUUCCUAAUGUAGAAGGCAUAAAUAUAAGUGGCAAAAAAGAAACAUGGCUUUCCUUAAAACAGGCUGAAAAAUCAAACCUGGAAGAACCUAUCUCAGCCUGGCAGCUGGAGGCCAACAUCUGACACUUACCAUAUAAAACGUCUUUACUGUGGCUCUGAUGGGAAGUUGGACACCUUACUGAUGAAAGUAGUGGAUGACAUGAAAGUGGUGACAGUGACAGGUUCAGGAUCCAAAGAGAUCAGGGAGACUAGACCAAAACCUGGAUCUUAGGAAUUCACCAGGAAGCAACAUGCGUCUACCUUUGGAAUUAAAACAAAAACAAAAACAAAACUAUACAAAUACGGGGUGGAGGAGAUACAAGAGUUUCGGUUGACUAAGCUCAAUGUGAGUCAAGGAAGUGGGAUGGAAGCACUCCCUCCAAACCGCGCACAGACACACACAUAUGCACACACACACACAAAAUGAGGCACUUAGACUACCUAAGGAGAAAACAUUGGGGCGAGUCCUGCCACACUGUGGUUGUGAGUGCCAGAACCACACCUGAAGAGUAUCGAUGGUGUGUAGCAUUCAGGUGAGCAUGCCCAACCCUGAGGAGGGGUGCAGUCAGUUAGAAACGGUGGAGAGGACUUCAUGAGAACGUUUAGCCUGGAGAAGAAGAGGUGGGGGGCAGCACUCUGAGAUGGCCUAGCACUAUGAGAGCAACCCUAAGGCCAGGAGGUAAAAGCUACAGGGAGACAGACUUUAGCUCCUACAGAAGAACAGACUUUCCACAAGUGAGAGCCCCCCAAAGGUAGAGGGCUCUCCCAUCACUGGAGGUCUCAGCAGAGGCCCAAUGGCCAUUUGACAGGGGUGCUGGAGAAGGGAGUCAAGCGCCUAGCUGGGGCAAUAUGACUUCUAAGGUCCUUCUGAGUCUAGGCUUUGGUGACUCUGUCAGUAGAACAGCUUUGAGUGAUUUGCCUCGUCUGGGCUACUUCCCAUUUCUGUGUCCGCCAUUUUGAUCCCAGUGUUGCACCCCUCACCGGAGCUGAAUGUGGCCUCAUAUCUCAGAACCACUAGCAACUUGGUCAGAGCUGCCCUGUCGGGUCCUGCUUUUUAGAUGAGUAACCCAACAUCCCGAUGGCUAGUCCCCUGACCAAGGUCACACACUUUAAUGGGUAGUACCUUGACUAGACUAAGACCCUCUAAAUACCUUCUUUCUUUCUCAACUCACUUGCUUUGCUGCACCUUUACUGGAGCAAAAUCAUUCUCUCCACCCCGAGCCAUCCCAUACUCCUAGUUCUGUUCGGUGGGUAACAGAGUUCCAUUGAUGUGCUGAAGAAAAGUGCCCAAGAGAGAGUGGAAACUUCCAGCCAAGUUUCUUGGCAUCUUCCUCUGCCUCGGUGAGAGAAAAGCCGUUCUGUUACAUAAACUAAUUUCCAGCUCCUUGACCCCCCAGGUCAGUUUGACAGAAGGAUAUACUUUGUUAUAAGUUAUUAUUUUGUUCUUUGUAAAUACAAGAUGUUUAUAGGAAAUGUGUAUUCUGAACUUUAUGGGCAGAAUGAGUCACUACACCAAAAUAGUUCUAUUAUUUAGAAUAUGUUAAUUUUAAAGGGACCUAAUAGGUAUUUAUUUACAUAUACAAUCCACAUUUGUGUAAAAUCAUUUGAUCCUACUAACCCAGCUUCCUGCAAAGUUGCGACACGACGUCCUAAGUUCAUAGUUACGAUUUAGUAUACUGACUAGCCAAAUUCUUUGGGUUUCAAGAUCGAAUAUAAAUUACUCUGCUUUUCGACUCGUUCAGGGGCUCUUACUCCUGGCCUUGUACCUGAAACAGGUCUGUGUGCAUCGCCACCUUUCCAUCGUAAAUAUUAUGUUUGCUCAUAUAAUCUGCCCUCCUCUCGUCAUCCCCAGUUGGAGAAGGAAAUAUAAGGGUCUUUCUCAUCCCUUCUCUUUGUCUUGCCUCCGUCGUAGAAUCACCAACACUAAGUUGCUCGGGAGGCGUGGUCAGAGCAGUGGGUGAGUCAGGGGCCGCUGUCAGGGGCUCUGCUGGGACUGCUGGGGUGGGGGCUCUGGGUUGUCCUGUCACCUACACAGCGAGGAGCAAGGGACCCACUAAAUACUCCACUGCCUCCAUGUCACCCUUAGAGCGUUAAAUUAUUGUUUAAGCAGGUCGGGUGGGGGUAGAAGGUGAAUUCUGUGAGUAAAUGCAGUCUGUUUUCUCUUCAGCAAAAAUGACAACUAUUUUUGUGUAUGACUAAUUUAUUUUUAUGAUUGUAAAAAUACAAUAAACUGGUUAAAUGAUCCGCUUUAA
Messenger RNA from Mirounga angustirostris (Northern elephant seal), 9761 nucleotides. It is a transcript of the gene THSD4, whose product is annotated as thrombospondin type 1 domain containing 4. The record is from RefSeq and is a predicted model, not a curated record. The transcript is spliced from 20 exons. Lineage: Eukaryota; Metazoa; Chordata; Mammalia; Carnivora; Phocidae. Gene Ontology annotation, molecular function: metalloendopeptidase activity. Gene Ontology annotation, cellular component: extracellular matrix. Gene Ontology annotation, biological process: proteolysis; extracellular matrix organization. Bases 436 to 3495 code for a protein of 1019 amino acids.